This is a messenger RNA of Closterium sp. Yama58-4, 2706 nucleotides long. The record is from the annotation of a GenBank genome assembly. NCBI's taxonomy places the organism in Eukaryota, Viridiplantae, Streptophyta, Zygnematophyceae, Desmidiales, Closteriaceae.
AUGGCUCCUGGUAUCAAUAUUGCCUCCUGCGCUCCGAGAGUAAGAGCGGAGUGCCUAGAUCGGAACGUACGAUCCAGAUCUCACGGCCUACCUAGCUUCUCCCAGCCGGUUCCCGCCAAAUCCAGCCAGUCGUUAUCUCUGAUUAACGCUGGCGCUCGGGCACAGUCACCUAUUCCCGCGCUUUCCUCGCGACGCCUCGAUCAGGACCAACCAGACGCCGCUACGUUGUCAUCCGUCCGAGCCGCGUCGGCGCUGCAAUCACUCGACGCGCCGCUCGCCGAGACACCAGAUGCGUUGCCGCCAGAAGUGCCGUACACUGUAGUCAUGAAGUUUGGCGGCUCGUCGGUGGCGAACGCGGCGCGCAUGAGGGAGGUGGCAGAUCUGAUUCUGUCAUUCCCAGAGGAGAAUCCGAUCAUCGUCAUGUCCGCCAUGGGGAAAACGACAAACAACCUGAUCAAGGUAGGCGAGAGGGCGCUGACGUGCGGGUCCACCAAGUGCGCGGCGAUCGACGAGCUGCGAGUAAUCAGAGAGCUCCACGUGUCCACCAUGGAGGAGCUCGGCGUCGAUUGCGCUGAGGUGCAUGAACUGAUGCACGAGCUGCAGCAGCUAGUAACGGGGAUAGCGCUCAUGCGCGAGCUGACCCCGCGCUCCUCGGAUUACCUCGUGUCGUUCGGCGAGCGCUGCUCCACGCGCAUCUUCGCUGCCUACCUCAACUCCUUGGGAGUGCCCUCCAAGCAGUUCGACGCGUUCCACAUGGGCGUGAUCACCACGGACGAGUUCACCAACGCGGACGUGCUGGAAGAGACCUACCCCGCCGUGGCGGAAUCCCUCCUCUCCGCCUACGAUGCUCACCGGGAAAGUGCUGCUGCCAGUGGGGAUGACAGCAGCAGCAGGGCGUUCAUUCCGGUGGUCACGGGCUUUCUUGGCAGGGGCAAGAAGACGGGAGCGACAACGACGCUGGGCCGCGGAGGCAGCGACCUGACGGCGACCAUCAUAGGGCGAGCGCUGGGGCUGCGGGAGGUGCAGGUGUGGAAGGACGUGGACGGCGUUCUCACCUGCGACCCGAACCUUUACCGUUCCGCCAUUCCUGUGCCCUUCCUCACCUUCGAGGAAGCUUCUGAGCUGGCUUACUUUGGAGCGCAGGUGCUGCAUCCGCAGAGCAUGCGGCCGGCGCGGGAAGGGAAUAUCCCUGUGAGGGUGAAGAACUCGUAUAAUCGCAUCGCUCCUGGAACGUUGAUUACCCAAGAGAGGGAUUUGUCGUCGGCGCUCCUGACCAGUAUCGUGGUGAAGCGUGGGGUCACGCUGCUGGAUCUGGUCAGCCUGAGGAUGCUCGGGCAGUUUGGGUUCCUCGCGAAAGUUUUUGCGAUUUUUGAGGCGCAGGGGAUUUCGGUGGAUGUGGUGGCGACGAGUGAGGUGAGCCUGUCGCUGACGCUGGACCCUGCGAAGCUGUGGUCGCGGGAGCUCAUUCAGCAGGAGCUGGAUAAGAUGGUGGAGGAGCUUGAAAGAGUGGCGGUGGUGAAGUUAUUGCAGCGACGGUCGAUUAUUAGUCUGAUUGGGAACGUGUCCCGGUCGUCGGUGAUUCUGGAGAAGGUGUUUGGCGUGUUCAGACGAAACGGGACAAAUGUGCAGAUGAUCUCGCAGGGAGCUUCCAAGGUGAACAUUGCGUUGGUAGUGGACGACGAUGAAGCCACGGAGCUGGGAAUUUGCGAACUUUGGCGCAUCACGUCACGUGUUGCCAGCAACACAGUCGCGCCGUUGACAUCAUCGUCCACGCACCUAUUCUCCGACAUGGCUGCCGUGUCCGCUGUCUCCGCCGUUUCUACCGUCUUCGUGGUUUCCGGCAUGUUCGACGUGGCUACGACUAAUUCUGCUGUGCGUGCCACCACAUACAACGGUCCCAUAUUUUUUACGCUAGACACCGGUCGUCCGCUGAGCAACAGCCAUCGCGAGCAACGAAGCGCCGUCCCCCCUGCUGCUUGCGCAGCUCCUUCCGCCCUUGCGCCUGUUAAUCCUCGAUCUGCACGGAAGGCCAGCCGCCCACCAGUGGUGGCAGCAGCAGCCACAGCAGAGGCGCAGACAGAGGAGGUGCCGGUGCCGGUGGUGGUGAUAGACAACCACUCGGAGGCCAAUGCGACGGUGGUGCAGCUCGAGUUUGGCGACCGGCUGGGGGCGCUCAUGGACACCAUGGCGGCACUGCGCAGUCUGGGGCUGAACGUGGUGAAGGGGCGCGUGACCACAGUAGGCAGCGUUGCUCGCAACACCUUCACCAUCACGCAGGAGGGUGGCAAGGUGGAGAGUGCGGAGAUGAUAGAGGCCAUUCGAGGCACCAUCAUCGCCAACCUCCUCAAGUACCACCCCGAGUCUGGCUCGCAGCUGGCCAUGGGCCUCACAUGCGACUCGCCUCCUUGCAAUGCGAGCGUGCCAACGCGCAUGGCGCUCACGCCCCUCCCUGACAACAGUGGCAGCGAGCUGAGGGUGGAGGCAGCAGACCGGCCCGGGCUGCUGAUGGAGAUUGUGGAUGUGCUGACUGGGAUGUCCGUCAGUGUGACGUCAGCAGAGAUCGAUACCGAGGGCGUGGUGGCAAAGGAUGUGUUCACAGUGUCGUACCAUGGGGGACCACUGGAUGAUGAGAUGACCACGCUCACCCUCAACGCCCUCAACUACACUCUCUCACGGCCAGACAUCGAAGCAGAGGAGAGCUACUAG